This is a messenger RNA of Carassius gibelio (silver crucian carp), 1255 nucleotides long. RefSeq names its product kininogen. Gene Ontology annotation, cellular component: blood microparticle; extracellular region. Bases 66 to 1085 code for a protein of 339 amino acids. Gene Ontology annotation, biological process: negative regulation of blood coagulation; negative regulation of endopeptidase activity; positive regulation of cytosolic calcium ion concentration. Gene Ontology annotation, molecular function: cysteine-type endopeptidase inhibitor activity. The record is from RefSeq and is a predicted model, not a curated record. The transcript has 7 exons. NCBI's taxonomy places the organism in Eukaryota, Metazoa, Chordata, Actinopteri, Cypriniformes, Cyprinidae.
CAGGGGCGGAUAGAGUCCAGCGCGGACACUUCUGAACCCUCUCACUCCACUGUUGGGUUUUCAGAAUGAUGCAGGACAAGAUCUUGGCGCUUUUUGCGCUAGCUUGGCUUUAUUCUUCUGGAGGACAUGGACAAACUGACAUUAAAAUUCCCUGUGAUGAUAAACGUGUGGAGGAUGUUGUGAAUUUAACUCUUUCCACACAUAAUAAGAUAUUAACUGAAGGUUCUCAACUUGCUCUCUAUGAAAUCCUGGAGGCUAUAAAGGGUCAGAAUGGAUCGGCAGAAGUUGUGUUCGUACGGUUCACAAGCAGAGAGACAGAUUGUCCAGCAGGAGGAGACAAGGUUUGGCAAGAGUGUGACUAUCUGCAACAAGCAGAUAAGGCACUCAGAAACUGUCAUGCGAAAGUCCAGUUCACAGAAGCAGAUCAAGAGUUACUGUCACAUGACUGUUCAGCUGAGCCACAUGUUUCCUCUGAAGUCGCCCCUUGUCUGGGCUGCCCUGAAAAGAUCGAUUUACAUCUCGAGGAACUGAGGGGACCGCUCAUUCAUUCUUUGUCGAAGGCCAACGGCCUGAUCAAUCACAUGCAUUUCUUCAUCUUUAAGGACUUGACAUCAGCAACAAAACAGGUGGUUGCUGGAUUCAGGUAUAAAUUGCAGUUUGAGGUUGAGAAGAGCAACUGCACCAGACCAGAAUUCAAAGUAGUUACUGAGGAGUGCCACCCAAUGCAGGAAAAUACGGAGGUCUUGCAGUGUAACUCGACUGUGGAUGUGGCUCCUUGGAGGCACGAGGACCCAGAAGUGCAUGUUGGAUGUCAGGCAACAUUUGUUAAGCGCGUCGCUAGAUUUAAACGUCCCCCAGGCUGGUCUCCUCUUAGGAUCCAGCCUACCGUAAAACCGAGUCCACCGACGCAAGUCAAAGAAUCCUCCGAGGAAUCCAAGGAGAGCAUCGGCACGAGCCCCAGCCCCAGCUCAACGCUCAACUGUCCCAGCAAACCCUGGAAAGAGUUCAAGCCUCUCGCUGUCAGCAUCGCUCCUCCCAACACUACAGAGUCUCCACAGCCAGACCCCACCGCAGCAGUGAACUGAGCCUGUGUGUGUGUUUAAACAUCACCUGAAGAAGAACCAAAGGAAAAUCAACAAACAUACCUACUUAGAAUGUCAUUCAUGAUGUUUUUCAUUCAUUUGUUUGUGUAUUCUACACUAAUUCACAGUACACUGUCUCAUAUUAAACAAUAAAGACCAAGAUACUGGUGGAA